AUGCAAGAAUUAUCAAGGCUUGCUACCAACAGCCGUAACAAUCUUGGACAAAGUGGGCUUCGAUCCCAAGAGAACAAUUUUCAGCACAGUCCACCGGAAUUCAAAGGCAUAUCUUUGACCUAUUACGCCCCUUGCAAGAUCGGAGAUGAAGAAUGGAUUACAGAUCCCCAACUUGCUGUGCCUGAUGCCUGGUUAGGUGAAGUACGCCUAUUCCAGAAAGAGAAUGAUGCUAGAGAGUGGGUAACAGCUCAAAUCAAAGCCAGCAAUUCUGUCCCCGUGCAAACCUCUCUCCGCAAGGAAACCAGUCUUAACUCAGAAGGCCCCAGGUAUCCCCAAGAUGACAAUAUCGAUCGUUUCUCAGACGCUGUACAUUCUCAAGCUGCUGGCCAUAGACCAGGUCGUACCUCGUCUUACACGUCAUAUAGCGAUCCACAUAUGAUAGAAACUGGUAGUAAAUUGAAUUUAGAAGCAAAAUCUUACGUGCCAUCACUCGCAAAGGCCAACACGUGGCCCGAACAAAACACGUUUUUGGUCAAGGAAAAGGAGUUUCCCAAAAACUGGGAGAUGAACGAGAGACGAGAUGAAAAGAUUGAGCGAGGAAAAGCGAGGUUGAUUGACGAAACAAAAAGAAGGAUAGAAACUUCAAAACCAACCCACUAUUUACAGAAAUCGGGAUCAAGUAGGAUCCUAAGUGAGGAAAAGCCCAACGCACAACCAGAUAAUUUAAGAUUUGAUAAGCCAGAGUUCUCAGAACUAGAGACGGAGUCUGUUCAAACUUGGAGCCAUGAUGAGAGAGAUAAAAAAUCGGGGAGGGAUCUCGAAAGAACAAAAGGAUUUCAUAAAGCUCCCAUGAGGGGACAAUUGCGUACAAGCAAAGCAAUCAAUCGUGAGACGGAAAAGGGCCGUGGUCACUCGUCAGAAGAGAAAUUGCACCGACCGAAGAUCGUAACGUGGAGUAAGAAGAAAACAUCAUCUAUGACCCCAAAAGUUGAUCAAAAGGGUAUUGCAGCAACUCAAGAAGAUACAAAAGGAAAGGAAAGGCUGAACCCGACAUUGAUGAAGGAGGCUUGCCAUGAAGAAUAUCACAAUGUCAACCCAUUUGCCGUGAUAAGAGGAUCACAUUUAGGACAAGAACCUGGUCAGAAAGACACGGGAGCAUCUAGUGAUAUCUUGGAUACGACAAACACUGUGGCAAAUAAUGCAGACAAUGUGUCUGUGAAUAUAAAAGAAGUAGAUGAAGCAUCUUCACAAGGUACCACAGAUUCAAAAAAGCAUAAAAAGAAAACUCGGAAAAUCAAAGCAAGCUCUUACAACAAGAAAAACAAAAUGCCACUGAAUGAUGAGUGGGAUGAUAUUCCUAUCGCCCCAUAUAAUCAAGAUGAAGUAAACUUGAACAAGAGAUUAUGUAUGGCAAAGAUACUUCACCAUGUAUUGAAAUCACAAAACAAGCAAGAGUUCAUGACAAUUAACUUGUCAGAUGAAGCAUUCAAAUCUGUUGCAGCAAUUCAACCUUCUGAUGACAUAGGCUCUAUCUUGGAGGAUUUGGAUUCUUAUCAAGCAGAGUUUAAUGUGUUGAUUGGAAAGCCUGAAUCAUACAGAAGAUUCAAGGCUCUGAGAUCUCAGCUCACUCAAAGGAUUAUCACAAAGAAUUGGAAAGCAUUGAAAGAUAAAUGUGAUAGCUCUGUGAAAGAUAUUGUAAGACUCUUAGGUGGACACUUACAAUGGCCAAUUUUUUAUGAUACAAGAAACGGAGAAAGUGAAUUAAUUGUGGAGAAGAUUUCCCAGCUCAACCCUCAGCAAAUUAUAAUGCUUCAAUCAAUCAUAGAUGUAGAUGAGCAGGAGAAUCGUGUGGCAACAAUGUAUGCCAUGGAGCGUAUCAACAAGGAAUAUGUGCCAAAGGUCUUUACAGAGAAGAAACUACAGUAUUUUCAAAAACAAGGAGUAUGUAUUCCAUCAAUUCUCAAGAUGGAGCAUCUGUUACAUCUUACCUCUCCACUUGAAAAUGAAUGCAUUGAGACAAAAACUUCUGCUGAAAAGAUUCUGGAAAUCAUUGAUUUGAUGGAUGGUGAGAUUGAUACAGUCCAUGGACAAACCUUCAUUUCAGAUGAUAUAGAAUGGAUCAAUUCUCCUGUGCGAAAGUGUUUUGUUGAAGAAAAUGAAGGUUUGAAAAAGGUCUUUGAGGAAUGUCUGUGGAGAUUGGUUUCCCAUGGAAGAAUUCUUGGGAUUCCAUAUGAAGCCCUAGAUGAGGUGGGAGCCAUAGGAAAAGUGGAUCUGAAGAGCCAUGUGAUCUCACUUGAUAGAGCAUUGAUAGCCACUCAUUUUAGCAUUUCAAUUCAGGAAUUAGCAAAGACUCAGUUCUUACACCCUGAGGAGAUUGCAGCAGUUUUUGAAGCUCUCAAAGUUUCCUCUGAAGCCCUAAGGGAUAGAUGGGUUCAACUAAAUUUGUUUGUUAAAAGAUUGAAAUACAAAGUAAUGUUGGCCAUAAUGGUUUAG
This is a messenger RNA of Melampsora larici-populina 98AG31, 2493 nucleotides long. RefSeq lists its product as uncharacterized. Lineage: Eukaryota; Fungi; Basidiomycota; Pucciniomycetes; Pucciniales; Melampsoraceae. Bases 1 to 2493 code for a protein of 830 amino acids. The record is from RefSeq and is a predicted model, not a curated record. The transcript has 5 exons.